CAUUCUAAGAUUCUGUCCUACGCCCUGCGGGGUUCUCAAGCACUAUCUGGCCUCUCCUGCCUCCAUCUCCCUGUCCCGGCCGUGUUCCCAGCUGGAGUUUUAUUUUCCGGGCUUGCCCGGGCCAAGCGCAGGCGGGGCUGGUGGCCCUGCGGGGCUUUCACCCCGCGCUCGGCCGCCGCCGCCCAGUCGCUCCCGGGCGUCCUCCGGAGAUGCUGCCGUGGAAGAAGCACAAGUUCGAGCUGCUGGCCGAGGCGCCGCCGCGGCAGGCGUCCAAGCCUAAGGGCUACGCUGUAAGCCUGCAUUACUCUGCGCUCAGCUCCUUGGCGAGGGCCUGCCCGGAAGGCGCGCUCAGCCGGGUGGGCAGCAUGUUCCGCUCCAAGCGCAAGAAGCUGCACAUCACCAGUGAGGACCCCACUUACACAGUGCUCUACCUGGGUAAUGCCACCACCAUCCAGGCGCGCGGCGACGGUUGCACUGACCUAGCGGUGGGCAAGAUCUGGAGCAAGAGUGAGGCAGGCCGUCAAGGCACUAAGAUGAAGCUGACUGUGAGUGCACAAGGCAUCCGCAUGGUGCACGCCGAGGAGCGAGCGCUGCGGCGUCCAGGCCACCUCUACCUGCUGCACCGCGUCACCUACUGUGUGGCCGACGCGCGGUUGCCCAAAGUCUUCGCGUGGGUGUACCGGCACGAGCUGAAGCACAAGGCAGUGAUGCUACGCUGCCACGCGGUGCUGGUGUCCAAGCCGGAGAAGGCUCAGGCCAUGGCGCUGCUGCUCUACCAGACGUCGGCCAACGCUCUGGCAGAGUUUAAACGUCUCAAGAGGCGGGACGAUGCGCGUCACCAGCAGCAGGAGUUGGUGGGCGCACACACUAUCCCCCUAGUGCCGCUGCGCAAGCUGCUUUUGCAUGGACCUUGCUGCUACAAGCCGCCAGUGGAGCGCAGCCGCAGCGCUCCCAAACUAGGCUCGAUCACGGAGGACCUGCUUGGGGAACAGCAGGAGGAGGAGGAGCUGCAGGAAGAAGAAGAGGAGCACCUCGAGGGCUGCCUGGAGGAGGAGGAAGAGGAAGAAGAGGAUCAUGUGGGGGAUGGGGAUCCAGCAGAGGAAGAGGCUGAAGCGCAGAGGGCGCUGGUGGUGGCUAUGCACUUGGAAUGUGAGGACUUGCAGGGCCCGCUGGAGAAUGGCUACGGGGAGGUGUUGGGGGACAGCAGGGUCUCACUGGGCCCCAGCUCUGGGACAUCGCCUCCUCUGCCAGGCUGUGCCUCCGACAUGAAGGCCCAACUGUCGCAGCUUAUUAGUGACCUGGGCAAUCUUAGCUUUGGCAAUGAUGUGAGCACCCUGGAGUCCGAUUUAAGGGUGACGCGCCUGCUGUCGGGCGAGAGCACCGGCAGUGAGAGCUCCAUCGAGGGCGGAGGCCUGGAUGCCACCUCUGUCACCUCUGGCAACUCAUCCGGCCCAGCUGACAGCGCUGGCUUAAAUGAGCCCUACUCAACCUAGCUACCAGAAGACUUCUCCAUGCGUCUGGCACCCCACAGUGGCUCCCCAACAGUAGUUCCGUUCCCCCUAACCUCCAGGAAAGGGACAAUUAGGCACCUAAGGUCCAGACCGGAGUUUGGAGUUUCCUGGGGCUCACUCUUUGUGAGCAGGGAGAGAAGCACUACAAAGGAAAGGGACAGGCUGUCUGGGGUUGGCGAGGAUGUGGGA
Acomys russatus (golden spiny mouse) is the source of this 1700-nucleotide messenger RNA. RefSeq names its product family with sequence similarity 43 member A (gene Fam43a). The record is from RefSeq and is a predicted model, not a curated record. NCBI's taxonomy places the organism in Eukaryota, Metazoa, Chordata, Mammalia, Rodentia, Muridae. The transcript has a single exon. Bases 210 to 1493 code for a protein of 427 amino acids.